Molecule: messenger RNA, 1995 nt
Organism: Aspergillus clavatus NRRL 1
Lineage: Eukaryota; Fungi; Ascomycota; Eurotiomycetes; Eurotiales; Aspergillaceae
Product: Zn(II)2Cys6 transcription factor
Exons: 3
Coding region: 1-1995 (664 amino acids)
Biological process (GO): DNA-templated transcription; regulation of DNA-templated transcription
Molecular function (GO): DNA-binding transcription factor activity, RNA polymerase II-specific; zinc ion binding; DNA binding
Source: RefSeq, a predicted model, not a curated record
AUGAGUCUGUCACCAGCAUCAAAGGACAAUGGACUCUACCCAGGCCAUUUAACGGCCACGACUUCGGCGCGGCAACCUCCACGCCCGGUUCUGCGCAGCUGCGAGUUGUGUCGGCGCCGAAAAGUGAGAUGUGAUCGACAGAAGCCGUGCUCGAGCUGUAGUGAAGCGAGACAUGUUUGUGUCUAUCCUUCUGGUCGCGGCCGGGCCCCCAAGCGGUCCAGGCAGGCUAUGGACACCCAACUGGGGGAGCGAUUGUCCCGCCUUGAGUCAAUCAUCAAGAGUCUAGGGAGUCAUGUAGAUACAGCUGGAUCUACUAUGGCCCCCAACUCAGACUCCUCAGCUACAGACGCUGCUCAGAGUGAGGGGAGUCGAUCUGAGGAGAAGUUAACCUCCAGCAGCCCGAGCCGGAACCCUCCAGUUGACAAGCAACUGGGUCGUUUGAUGAUUGAUAAAACGGGGAGUUACUACCUUAGCAAUGUGCUAUGGGCUAGUCUGGCGAACGAGAUUGAUGAACUUCGUGAUCUGUUGCUUUCACCUGCGGCCGAAGAGGACUGUGAGGACAUGUUGCAAUUCGAGGAAAUUUCCGAUACAUCUCCAUCAGUUGGAUCAAGCGCUGCAAUGCUCGGCUUUCGAUCAAUUGCAGCCUCGUUAUUGUCCUUCCACCCGUCAUUGUCGCAGGCAGUGACCUUGUACUCACUCUUUACCGAGAAUGUGGUACCAAUGGUGCGCAUCUUCCACAUGCCUAGCAUGUCCCGUAUCUACUGGGAUGCAAUUGCUUCGCCGGCGAUAUUAGACAAAAAUAUGGAAGCUCUCUUAUUUGCUAUCUAUUACUCAGCUGUCAUCAGCAUCAGCGGCGAACAAUGUUUGGAUGUUUUUGGCGUAACACGUGAAGUUGCGCUAGAAAAGUAUCGAUUUGCUGUUGAGCAGGCCCUGGCUCGGGCUGACCUGCUAAAUACGCAAAGUAUGAUACUCCUGCAAGCGGCCGUGGUCUACUUGUCAGCGCUGCGGAAUGAGGAUGACUCGCGGACAACGUGGUCCCUGACGUCCCUUGUCUUUCAUAUCGCGCAAUCCAUGGGUCUCCAUCGUGAUGGGACUGCGUUUGGGCUGAACCCAUUUGAAGUUGAGCUACGCCGGCGGCUGUGGUGGCAUAUCUGUAUCCUCGAUACCCGCUCAUCCGAAUAUCACGGCUACGAGCCGAUUGUGCACGGAUUCGCCUUCGAUACACGGCUUCCGCUUCACGUUAACGACGCCGACCUCCUUCCAGACAUGAUUAGCGCUCCACCGGAAAGAGAUGAGGCAACGGACAUGACCCUAUUUCUCAUCCGAUGCGAGACUAUGAGUGUAGGGCUGAAAAUCGCCCGGGCGCCACCAAUUAUGUUGAGAACACCGGGACCAUCAUUCAAUCAUUGCCUUCCGCUUGCUGACCGAGAGCGGUUGGUGCAAGAGCUUGAACAGCGGCUGGAGGAAAAGUACUUGCGCCAUUGCAAACCAACCGUGCCAUAUCUUCUUCUCGCGUCGACAGUAGCGCGACUUGUCCUUGCGCGCUUCCGGCUGAUGCUGCAUUAUCCGCUGAGCGCGAAACGCACCGAGGCAGCCACGCACCCCGACCCCGGUUUGGACACGAGCAACCGCGAUUGGCUCUUCUUGACCUCGAUCGAAGUUCUGGAGCAAUCCAGUGUGCUUCUAACCCACCAAGAGAUGGGAAAGUGGAACUGGUACUCGAAAACGCACAUCCAAUGGCAGGCUGUGGCUUUUGUGCUUUUCGAGCUGUGUUCGCGCCCUCCAUCCCUGAUCUGCGACAGAGCAUGGGACUGUGUCACGACGGUGUACGGCGGCUGGAAGAUGAAGCGCAAUCAGGGGAAAGGGCCCCUUUGGCGACCCAUUCGGCGACUGAUGGCAAAGGCUUUGUAUGUAAGAGAGACACAGCAGGCAAGUCUCCGCUCGAGUCAAAAACAAGUCUUAGCGAAAGAAGCCAAGCCAAGCGUCAGGUCCUAG